Messenger RNA from Zonotrichia albicollis (white-throated sparrow), 341 nucleotides. Lineage: Eukaryota; Metazoa; Chordata; Aves; Passeriformes; Passerellidae. The record is from RefSeq and is a predicted model, not a curated record.
AACGAGCGGCUCAUCAGCAUGGCCUACGGCCAGAUCGGGAUGAUCCAGGCGCUGGGCGGGUUCUUCGCCUACUUCGUGAUCCUGGCGGAGAACGGGUUCCUGCCCUCGUGCCUGGUGGGGAUCCGGCUGCGCUGGGACGACCGCACCAUCAACGACCUGGAGGACUCCUACGGGCAGCAGUGGACGUACGAGCAGCGCAAGGUGGUGGAGUUCACGUGCCACACGGCGUUCUUCGUCAGCAUCGUGGUCGUGCAGUGGGCCGACCUCAUCAUCUGCAAGACGCGGCGCAACUCCGUCUUCCAGCAGGGCAUGAAGUGAGUCUGGGGUCCCCAAAAUCCUGG